Messenger RNA from Adineta steineri, 1047 nucleotides. NCBI's taxonomy places the organism in Eukaryota, Metazoa, Rotifera, Eurotatoria, Adinetida, Adinetidae. The record is from the annotation of a GenBank genome assembly.
AUGAUUAAAUUUGGUUUGAACGUGUCCUUCAUUUUGUUACUGUAUGUUUUUCAAACUAUAUUUGUUAUAACAAUUUGCCAUGCGGAACACGAAUUUGUAACAGCAAAUAACAACGAAUUACAAGCAUGUCUUUCAUCGUCAUUGCCAUUGUCCGUACGGACUGUUUAUCCAUGUGACACUUCAACAAAUCAGAAUAGCUCUCAAUAUCAAUGUGGUUAUUUCGAUAUCAAAAGUCUUUCGGCUCAGAAUGGAGGUCGUAUUCCUCAUUCGCCUGCUGUUGUUGUCCAUGUUACGGACAGCAAUGAUAUACAAAAGGUGGUGAAAUGUGCCAUAAAAUUAAACUACACUGUAAAUCCAUCUAGUGGGGCUCAUAGUUAUGAGGGCUAUAAUUUAGGUUCGGAGCACAACAAUAUCAUCAUCAACUUGGCAGGAAUCAAUUACAUUAAUAUUGAUGCAAGUGAUGGAACUGCUAGAAUUGGAGCCGGUGCAAGACACGGUCCAAUAUAUUAUAGAACAUAUCAAUCUGAUGGUUAUACAAUCAACGGUGGAACUUCUGUAUGGGUGGGAAUUACUGGGCUGGCUCUUGGUGGCGGUGCAGGGCUUCUUUCUCGAUUACAUGGAUUACUAUCCGAUAAUGUUUUGGAAUUGAAAGCCGUUAACGCAGAGGGCGAAUUAUUAACAAUAAAUGCAACUCAUGAAGUAGAAUUAUAUUGGGCAUUGCGUGGUGCUGGUGGAGGUCUGUUUGUUAUUGUCACAGAAUUGAAACUUCAAUUAGUUAAAGCUCCGUCACUUGUGACGAUGUUUCAAGCUAGAUGGUAUACGAAUGCAACAAAAUUAGUGAUACGACGAUAUCAAUCUAUAUUAUUUAAUGAGACAGCAUGGAAUUCAAAUAAUAACAUCUAUAUAAUAAUGGACGUGCGUAGUACUUAUGUAAUGAUUUUAAUGACUAGUUUUGGUAAUAAGUUAGGAGACUUCAAUAAGAUUGUAUCUUUAUUUUUAACAACGUUACCUCCUCCAUAUGAAAUGAGUAUAGUUACACCGGAUUGA